This is a messenger RNA of Gamsiella multidivaricata, 741 nucleotides long. RefSeq lists its product as uncharacterized. NCBI's taxonomy places the organism in Eukaryota, Fungi, Mortierellomycota, Mortierellomycetes, Mortierellales, Mortierellaceae. The transcript is spliced from 3 exons. The record is from RefSeq and is a predicted model, not a curated record. The coding region runs from base 45 to 482 and encodes 145 amino acids.
CUUAGUGUCAACUUUGUCGGGAAAUAUCUUUUCUUUCAGAAUACAUGUACAUGUCUUUUUUAACUCUCUUUCUCUCUCUGUCUUUCUUUCUUUCUUUUUUAUCCAUAUCCACACCCACAUCACACACACAUACACCCUUAUAUACUUCCAAUUACACUUCUGCCUUCUCUUUCUCUUCACUCCACCCCUCAAACCAAGCCUGCGGAACUGCCUAUUUUCGUCAAAGCUUGCUUCGUACGAUCCCUCUCUGUGUCCUAUCUACCAUAUAUCCCGCCUCUGCCCCAUUCCUUUAUUGUCUCCUGGGUUACUCUCGCACUCUCCCCACUCCAGUCACUCCCGGGCUGCUGUUUCCUUUUCCCUGCAUUCCUGUCGCAAGUUACCAGAUACACAGAUACACCAUUGAUCCUCUAACAGAAACUCAGACGACUUCAAGUAAACUCAAGUAUACCUGUCAAAAUGUCACAAGAACUACCAAGUUUUGACAAUAUCAACGACGAACUGGAAUAUUACAAGAAGCAUGCAGAGACACUUGAAAUAGACCUGGCAGAAACUAGAUACGCCCUUGAGGAAUUCCAACUCUCGUCCAAGGAGCUUGAAGAGGAGCUGGAGAAGGAGAUCGAUUCGACAGAGCGACGAUACAAUGAGAUCAAGAUUCGCAACGAAUCCCAGAGACAAGAAGUAGAAGAGUGGAAGGUACAGCGCCAAUAAUGAUAUCUUUGCCACUAUGUAGACUAGUGGACA